This is a messenger RNA of Aedes aegypti (yellow fever mosquito), 1733 nucleotides long. RefSeq names its product stress-induced-phosphoprotein 1 (gene Stip1). The coding region runs from base 239 to 1234 and encodes 331 amino acids. The transcript is spliced from 2 exons. The record is from RefSeq and is a predicted model, not a curated record. NCBI's taxonomy places the organism in Eukaryota, Metazoa, Arthropoda, Insecta, Diptera, Culicidae. Gene Ontology annotation, molecular function: Hsp90 protein binding.
CGUUGUCUCUUUCCCUCCAAUGAAACUUUUCUUCGCGAACGCCCAGACAGCGCAUGUUUUCAUUCUCGAUUGUUCGAAUCCGUUUCCACCGCAUUAUAAAAAGCAAUUUGAACCAGUGAAGUCGAAAUUGUUAAUCUUCCAAUUCGCGAUCGUAAUAGUGAACGCAGAGUAGUGAAUUUACGUUUUAAGUGCUUACGAAGGGACUGACGAAUUACUCGUACAAAACAAAAAACUCAAAAUGGCAUCCAAGGAGGAAGAGAACCUUCCAGAGAACAAGAAACUUGCCCGCACGGAAAAAGAGCUCGGAAACGAAGCUUACAAAAAGAAGGAUUUCGCGACGGCCCUGAGUCAUUAUAAUGCGGCCCUUCAACAUGACCCAACGGAUAUCACAUUCCACAAUAAUAUCGCCGCGGUUUACUUUGAGCAGAAAGAGUUCCAGAAGUGCAUCGCUGAGUGCGAAAAGGCGGUUGAAGUGGGUCGUGAAAAUCGUGCGGAUUACAAGCUGAUCGCUAAGGCUUUUACCCGAAUCGGAAAUGCCUACCGGAAGCUGGAGGAUUACAAAUCCGCCAAGACGUACUUCGAAAAGAGUCUUUCCGAGCAUCGAACGCCAGAUGUGAAGGCCCUGUUGAGUGACACGGAGAAAAAAAUCAAGGAACAAGAAAGACUGGCUUAUAUUGACCCGGCGAAAGCGGAAGAGGAGAAGGAGAAGGGCAACGAGUUCUUCAAGAAGGGAGACUACAGCGCAGCGGUCAAACACUACACGGAAGCCAUCCAACGUAAUCCGGAAGACGCGAAGUUGUACAGUAAUCGAGCGGCUUGCUACACGAAACUGGCCGCUUUCGAUCUCGGUCUCAAAGACUGCGAUACGUGCUGCAAGCUGGACGAAACCUUCAUCAAGGGAUGGAUUCGCAAAGGCAAAAUCCUGCAAGUCAUGCAGAAAUCCUCGGAAGCUCAAACUGCGUACCAGAAAGCGCUAGAAAUCGAUCCCAAUAACGCUGAGGCCCUGGAAGGAUAUCGAGCCUGCACGAUGGCCGUACACUCGGACCCCAAGGAAGUCUGGAAAAAGGCCAUGAACGAUCCGGAAGUACAGCAAAUCCUCAAGGACCCAGCCAUGCGGAUCAUCCUGGAGCAGAUGCAGAAUGACCCGAAGGCCGUUCAAGAGCAUCUCAAGAAUCCUCAAGUGGCGUCGAAGAUUCAGAAACUGCUCGAGUCGGGCAUCAUCCAAAUAUACUAAGGACCAGUUCCUCCGGGGAAACGUUGCGUUUCAAGCAAAGCGAAAGUGUGUUCAGAAGGAAGGUGUUCGGCUUUCAUGGUUGCCGGCCGGAUCAGCAAACGCCAGUCACCUAAAUCUGCUCGUGGCAAUUGAUUUUUGUUUCCACCGUUUUCUUCAUCGAAUUACCCCCUCUACAUUAUGUUUCUUUUAUUAAGAUUCCUAGCUCCAAUCGAAACACAAAUAUCGAGUACUAUGAACUCAAAUUACCGUUAGAACAAGAAAAUUGCUUAGAUAAUAACAUGGAAACCAAUAUGCUUAGCAGAUUUGCAAAAUACCAACUGACAAAACUUCACAAUUAACAGUACGGAUGCGAACGAGAAAAAAAACGAAAUUGCCUAGCAAACAAAAUCAUUACUACUAUUAAAGGGACAGCAGAAUACAAUGCAUAGUUACAAACUAGCCUGUAAACAAAAGUAAAAUUGAAAUAAAGCUAGGUUUAUUAACAAACAUGAACUCGCGA